This is a messenger RNA of Rubroshorea leprosula, 1084 nucleotides long. NCBI's taxonomy places the organism in Eukaryota, Viridiplantae, Streptophyta, Magnoliopsida, Malvales, Dipterocarpaceae. The record is from the annotation of a GenBank genome assembly.
AGAGCUAGCAGCUAGUGGCGAGUUAGCGAGAUUGAGAAUCAUUACUUAUCGGCGCAAGAUCUGAAGAAGAGUGAUGCUGUUUCCAUGGAUGGGAAAGUAGAUAAAGGGAAGAAAGAAAUGAGCUUGAAGACCCAACGGUCUAUAAUCCAAAUGAAGCAUUAUUUUGGGGAUUUGGGUGCUAGCUCUUCGAGUAAUAGAGACAUCAAGAAAGGGUGGGAUUUGCAGUAUGUGAAGCCUCAGGAGCCAACUGGUGCUGUGGUUAUUACUAAAGAUGAGUGGAGGGAAUUCCAGGUGCCUAAGGUGUUUAUGUUAAGAAAUGGAGUCUUCUUGUUUGAUUUCUCUAAUGGAGAUGCAAAUAAGAUUCCUUUCUGGAUUCAAUUUCUUGAGCUCCAUUUAAGUCUUUGGAAUCCUGAAAGUUUAGGAAAGCUGGCAAGUUAUGUGGGAAUUCCUAUUGCUACUAAUGCUUUGACAACUAAAAGGCAAAGAGUGGCUUAUGCUCGCAUGCUAGUUGAGACGGAAAUUAUGGAUACUCUGCCCCAUGUAAUGCCUGUUGUUGGUCCUCAGGGUGUGUUUCAACAGCCUGUGGUUUUUGAGUGGGAGCCUAAGAGAUGUGGUAAAUGUAGGAAUCUUGGGCAUGAAGAGAAGAAUUGUAAUGCUAAGGCCAAAAAGGUGUGGGUUCCUAAAAAACCUGUAAAGGAGCAGGUGAUCAAACAUAUGGUUGGCUCAAAGCCUCCCUUGGAGAAUGAUGAAUUAUGGGGGGCUGAAGUUCAAACUGUUGCUAAUUCAUCAAAUGAGAAGUAAAGUAAACUCAUACAUACUGCUGGUAAGAUGAUAGUGGAAAGCAAUGAGCAAUGUCUAGUACAACCAGGUGUGGGAGUUCUAAGACAAGGGAAUUUGCAGAAUGGGACUAGUACUAGCACUAGUGAUAAAGAGAUGAUGUAAAAUGCAACAGGUGGAGCAUCUUCUGUAAGUGAUUCUUUGUCAUGAUAUAUCUUUCUACAUGGAAUGUGAAGGGUUUGAAUGACCCUGUAAGACAAGUAGAUGUUAAGAAGUUUAUGCUUUCAAAUAAAGUUCAAUUUAUUGC